AUGUUACCCAGCGUCGCAGCUCACGCGGUGCUCCAGUUAUGCAUCCACGUGCUUGGCAUGCUUCUCCUCCUUGCGUGCGUGGGUGGGAAUCCUGCUAACGCGCGGGUGAUCCCGUCAUUUUCCAACGAGCGUCGCAUGAAUAGGACCUCAAGCGGUCUGGAAAUACUUGCAGUCAGUGGGUGCGAGCGACCGUUGCAGCCUGGUAGAAGCCGGGAAACGUACCGAUGUUUUGCCAACGGAGUGUUGAAGCAUCCUGUGACGCUUACGAUCCGUGGACGGGGGUUUCCGCUGGAAUCCCCUCUGAGGGUUUUUCUGAGGGAGCGUCCCCCAAUUCCGCUACGCUGCGAGGAGGGAAAUAAUGAAUGCAACUUGAUUGGUAUGGAGUGCGCCAACGUUCAACGGUCGACAAUAUUCCCGCAACAGAUUUUGUCAUGCACGCUUCCACACCCUUCUGAGAAGCUCCAGGAGAAACCACACUGGCUUCAACGCCUCGCACAAGAUGCCAUCUGGAUGGAUGUAGAACUACAGAUGACGAUAAAAGGGACGAAGAAUUCAACAAGUACGCAAACUCAGAAACGCGUUACCAUUGGAGUUUUGAGUCGUGCCGUGCAGUUAACUCUUACAGAGGAGAAUUCCAACACCGGAGUGAAGAACAGCGAUGUUCACGAGAUGUUUGAAGACCCCCUGGAAUAUUUUUUCCGCAACAAGGAUGAUUCGUUAGAUGCUCAUAGCCAAUGGAUUGCAAUUGGCAUUGGUGGUUUAAAGGAUCAGUUGCAUGCAUUGUACCGUCGUGUGUUUCUUAGCCGCCUUUCUUCUCUUCGUGAUGUGGUCGAGGCAGUAAAAAUACCACACGUACGAGGAGUGCUACUGCACGGUCCCCCGGGUAAUGGAAAGACUCUCAUUGCUCGUACCGUUGCCACCUUACUCGAUGGCAGUGCAAGGGUGACAAUUGUCCAUGGAGCCGACAUUCUCUCAAAGUACGUUGGGGAUUCUGAGAAGAAUCUGCGAAAACUUUUUGUGGGUGCUGAGGCUGCUGCUGAUGAGGGUGAUGCUAAUGUGAUGGGAGAGAGACAUGAUGGAAUGAGAGAAAGCGGAACGACGAGGCAACUGCAUGUCAUUGUUAUUGAUGAGAUUGAGUCGUUUUUUAGGCGACGUGGGGGGUCGAGUGAUGAAAGUUCUGCUAAGGCCGUCUACGAUGGUUUGACAAAUGGACUGCUGGCGCUCAUGGACGGCUUGGAGGAUGCGGACAACAUUCUCGUGAUUGGCCUUACCAACCAACUGCACGUCAUUGACCGUGCAUUACUUCGUCCUGGUCGGUUUGAGGUGGUGAUAGAAAUCCCUCCUCCUGAUCUUGAGGGUCGUAGGGACAUGUUAUUUAUCCACACACGUGAGUUGCGUGAGGGACACCACCUCGCACCUGAUGUAGACUUAGAGCUUUUGGCCACUCGCAGCGGGGGCUUUUCGGGGGCAGAUGUUGCUGGGAUGGUCAGGGCGGCCUCGAGCCACGCGUUGAUACGUUACCGCGACGCCCUUGGGAAGGUCUCCGCCAAGACCAGCAAUGAGGCCUCCAGUGACACAGGUAAAACGGUGCACCAAUUCCAGGUAUCGAAGGAGGAUUUUGAGCUUGCGUUUCAGGACAUAUUGGAGGGCAAAGCGCAGAUUACGCCAGGAGAACAGUUGGGCGAUAAUAAUAAUAAUAAUAAUAAUAAUGGGGCAAAUUUUCCACUCGUCGACUACGAUGGUUCUUUCAGUCGGAACAUGAACGCAGCGCGUCGGCUGCUGCAAAGUAUCCUUCACAGCCGUGUCGCAGAUGCUGCUGUUAUCAUUAUCUACGGCCCACCCGGGACGGGAAAAACCGUACUUGCUCGGGAGUUACUGCAACUUGGACGCUUUGACCCCACAAUGCAUCUAACAGGCAGUGUACUGUAUGGUCAUCCUCACGAGAACCCGAUGGAUGAACUUAUUGCCACUCUGCGUGAUGCGGUUCACACCAAAGGGAAUCGCAGCAUCGUGAUCGAGAAUUUAGAUCACUACCUUCGAGGCAGUGGUUCAAUGUCCAGCGAGGUUUUUAAACUUGCUCUCCAGGAGUUUAGAAAGACCACCUAUUCACAAGGAGCUUCCCACGUUUAUGGGACCGCAGCAAGGACCUCUUCCCCUAGUAAAAAAUUGCUGAUUUUGGCGACUUCCAAUAAGGAAUUACUUCAUGACCUGAUGCAUGGUGCUGAGUACGAUUUGCUGUUGUCUCUCCGUUUGAUGAAACGCAAAGAUAUCAUGCCGUUGUUGCGUCAUUACUCCAUAAUUCCCCCAAAAAUGCCAAUUGCAGACGAGGUGGUACGCGCCUAUCCAGCACGACUAAGCUACCGUCAGUUUCUGAGAAUUACGGAUCUUGCAUUAUGGAGGGCAUAUGACACUCUACGGAGUGCUAGUAGCGCUGGAAAUGACCAUGACGCGGCGUUGUUCUCCAGGGUAAAUGCUUUUUUUCUUCAAGCCGGACACGGCUCUCUGGGCAACGACAAUGCGCAUUCCCUCACCAGCAAGGAACAUUUAAGGAAAUUUGCUGCUGCUGUUCAGGAGGUUGUGUCAACGAUGGGGUUAGUGGACACCUUUCAUGACCUCUUACCGGUGGACGACACCGUCAACGGGGACGAGAUUCCCUGGUAA
Trypanosoma rangeli is the source of this 2661-nucleotide messenger RNA. Its product is annotated as putative vesicular-fusion ATPase-like protein. Gene Ontology annotation, biological process: intra-Golgi vesicle-mediated transport; Golgi to plasma membrane protein transport; SNARE complex disassembly. The transcript has a single exon. Gene Ontology annotation, molecular function: ATP hydrolysis activity; ATP binding. Gene Ontology annotation, cellular component: Golgi stack. The record is from RefSeq and is a predicted model, not a curated record. The coding region runs from base 1 to 2661 and encodes 886 amino acids. NCBI's taxonomy places the organism in Eukaryota, Euglenozoa, Kinetoplastea, Trypanosomatida, Trypanosomatidae.